AGGGAUGGGCGAUUACCCUGUUUGUAAAAGCUGCGGGGGAGGGGGGAGCGGAGACUGGGUUUGUGGAGCUAGGGCGCUGCGAGGAAGGGAGGAAGUGGACAAGGCGCAGGGGCGGGGCGGGAGCCAGUGGUGAGCGCUUAGUUGCUGCUGCCGGGCUCGUCCCACCCACCUGUCUGCAGGUUUGUGGGGCCCAGGCUCCAGGCGGCGCUCCUGGCAGCAAGAAUCUGGAAAGGGAGGAGGAGGAAGAGGAGAUAAGAUAGGCCCAGGUCGUUGCAGAAAAACAACCAGAAAAAAAAUUUCAUCAUGGCAAAUAUCCACCAGGAAAACGAAGAAAUGGAGCAGCCUAUGCAGAAUAGAGAGGAAGACCACCCUUUGGGAGGAGGUGAAGGCCGCCAGCCUGCAGGAAAUAACAGACGACAGUCUCGCCGACUUGCCCCUAAUUUUCGAUGGGCCAUACCCAAUAGGCAGAUUAAUGAUGGGAUGGGUGGAGAUGGAGAUGAUAUGGAAAUGUUUAUGGAAGAGAUGAGAGAAAUAAGGAGGAAACUUAGAGAGCUACAGUUGAGAAAUUGUCUGCGUAUUCUUAUGGGGGAGCUCUCCAAUCACCAUGAUCAUCAUGAUGAAUUUUGCCUUAUGCCUUGACUUCUACCAUUUUAAAUGAGAUUGAUACUGUGAUUCCCACUGUUUUCAUUGCAUUUUCUUAAUAUGCCUUUAUUGAUCUAUUUGCUGUGAACUUUCUGUUACUUCCAUGUGUCUGGUGGGUCUUGUGUUAUUUACCAGCUUCUAAUUGGAAAUUGCUUUACACGCAUCUAAAUUUCUGUCAGCAGUAGAAUUUUACAUAUUUGCAUGGAAAAAUGUGAAGUUAAUAAAGUACUUAAUAAGCUAUAUAUACAUGUAUUGUGUCCUUUAAAAAUGUAUGUAUAUAUA
Messenger RNA from Fukomys damarensis (Damara mole-rat), 924 nucleotides. RefSeq names its product brain expressed X-linked 3 (gene Bex3). The transcript is spliced from 2 exons. Bases 304 to 639 code for a protein of 111 amino acids. Gene Ontology annotation, biological process: signal transduction. Gene Ontology annotation, cellular component: cytosol; cytoplasm. The record is from RefSeq and is a predicted model, not a curated record. Lineage: Eukaryota; Metazoa; Chordata; Mammalia; Rodentia; Bathyergidae. Gene Ontology annotation, molecular function: signaling receptor binding.